CCUCCCUUCUAUUUGAACGCGCCAUUUGCUUGGCAAUAUUAUUAGUGCGGUGUUACAAUUUUGAAACAAGUACCUUUAUCCACAGACACUUGCCCACAACCACUAGGCACAUGUGUAACUACUAAUGUGUAACGUAUCAUCGUAUUGAAUACUCUAAAAAGAACUGAGAUGAUCCCAUUUAUCAACACAGUGUUUUUGGAAAUAUUACUCCUGAUAGUCUGUUACCUUGGAGACACCCUUCUACAGCAUCCUGUUGUUAAGCAACAAUUUGUUGUUGCUCUGACAGACAGUCUUACACAUGGCAUAGUUGGUGGAAUAUCUUGGGCAAUAGUUUGUGAUCUCAAGUUUAAGAAACAAGAGUGUUUAGAAUGUAUUCUAUGUUUGGUGUUGGCAAUGCUGGUAGACACGGACCACUUUUUAUCAGCAAGAUCAUUCAGUUUAAAGGCUGCCCUUUCUUUACCAGCUCGCCCUCCAUUCCAUGCAACUACACUUGUUAUCCUUGUAGACAUCACCUUGGUGAUAGUGGCGGCCAUCUUGAAAUCCCAGAAUCUAAUUUUAGGCGCCAUGAUAUUUACUACAGCAUGGGUUUCACACCAUGUAAGAGAUGGACAUAGGCGUGGCUUGUGGUUCUAUCCAUUUGGAGAAACUGCUGCUAUUCCAAAGCCACUUUACUUAGGAAUUAUUUUGGCUUUUCCAUUACUUAUGAAGAUACUUCAUUUAUUUUUUGAUAAACAAAGAUUAAAAGAUAAAACGAUUAUUCUAAGUGGUGCACAACUUGUUUGACAAUUUGUUACUUUACAAAGCAACAAUAUUUUAUGUAAAUGUACAAAUUAUUUGUCUUUCAUCUUAAUUUAUAACAGAAAAUGAUGAAAUCAAAUAUAACAUUUUGGAAAAGCAGAAAA
Molecule: messenger RNA, 902 nt
Organism: Mercenaria mercenaria
Lineage: Eukaryota; Metazoa; Mollusca; Bivalvia; Venerida; Veneridae
Product: transmembrane protein 267-like
Exons: 4
Coding region: 169-783 (204 amino acids)
Source: RefSeq, a predicted model, not a curated record